UGAUGCUCAGAAUGUGUUGGAUGAGCUCCACUAUGAAUCUCUUCGUCACCAGGUGGAGUCCCGAAACCGACACAAGCUCAAGUGAUUUUGGGCACAAACAGGGAACCUCAUCGAUGGCUCUUACCUACUGUCUUUACUUUUUGAAAGUCCUACAAUUCGUUGCUGAACAAGAUCCUGCUUCGGCUGAAUAGCAACAUCUAGGAUGGACUUCUCUUUUCCUCUGUGCCUCAGAUGGUCAAAGUCUGAGAUAUCUAUUGGGCUGGCCUCUACAAACUGCCCACCAGAAUUUCUUUCCCCAGCUUAUGUAAUGUCUUUCAAGAUCAAAAGCCAUCAUUACCAUGAAUUUCUGCUAAUGAUCAUGGGGGGUAUGGUUGGCGAUAGAGCUUGUAUUAAAGAAACAGAUUGACAAUGAGGAGCUUGCAAAUUUUCAAGAAGUACUGUAAGUGACUUUGCUUUUGAAAGUCUUUCUUGCCUUGAAAGUAUAUCAACUAAUUAUUGGAACAACAACAGAGUAGGUAUGCCAAGUGCCAAGUUGGACGCAGAGUCGGCCCUUUCUUCCUCUUUAUCACGAUUGAGAGUUAUAGUCGUAAACAUUUCAGGAGUUUCCCAGAGCUGUUGGUCAUCAAAUUGGUUUUUGAUUCUAAGAGUCCGCCAUGGAAGAUGUACUGUUUAUGCAGUGAAGCUGCACAGACUUGUUAUAGUAUCUUCUAGCACAAUCAAGUCUAAGCUGCAAGUUUUGAAGCAUCUUGCUAUGGUUAGCCGAGACUGCCAAGCAUACUGGUUGGCUGCUGCUACUUGCUGCAAUUAUUUCAUUCGCUAUGAUGAAGGCUAUAAAGCUCAUUUUGCCUUCUAUACUUGUUGGUUGCUCCUGUCUUCAUGUGAUUUUGCACUCAGAGAUCAACAUUAACCUUGAUAGCUUGCUCUUACUAUCAUUUGUAAUCCUGUUUCAGUCAGAUCAGAUGAAAACAUCCGGGAUGGAAUUACCUUUUGCUCUCUGCCUCGGAUGGCCAAAGCCUGAGAUCUCCCCUGUCUGUCUGGUGCUGUUAAACUGUCCAACCAAUUCAGCAAUUUGUAGACAUGUUAAUGAGGUGCUAUUUUACUUCUUUUGGAACUCAAUUUGCCAUAUCUUCCAUACUGCUUGUAGUUCAAAGUAGCAGAAAGAUGUGGAUUAGCUGAACCCUGAUAGGUGCUUGCAUCGUUCUUGAAGUUGUAUCUUAGCUCUAUAACAGGCAACACAUUUUUUCUCACUAUUCUGCAGUCGACUACAAGUUGUGCUCUUUGUAUCUGUAAAUCUCAGACAGGACUCAGAGCGCAAAGAAUCCCACUUGCCAAGGCACCAAUUUCUAUUCAAGAAAGGAUCCCACUUGGUGGAUGGGAACGUUGGAGAGAUCAAAUUAUGGAAAUCAAUUGAACAGGAUUAUAUAGGAACAUAUAAGGUCAACCUUAGUUCAUCAAACUGACAUUUUGCACAGCAUCUGUAUGUAAAAUUACUUCUAUGUGAACUUGUCUCCUUGUACGUCAAUAUUGUUCAAUGAAGCAAUAAUGUGACAUGGAUCUUAC
Molecule: messenger RNA, 1560 nt
Organism: Coffea eugenioides
Lineage: Eukaryota; Viridiplantae; Streptophyta; Magnoliopsida; Gentianales; Rubiaceae
Exons: 7
Coding region: 518-907 (129 amino acids)
Source: RefSeq, a predicted model, not a curated record